Candoia aspera is the source of this 3037-nucleotide messenger RNA. RefSeq names its product cell division cycle associated 7 like (gene CDCA7L). The record is from RefSeq and is a predicted model, not a curated record. Gene Ontology annotation, cellular component: nucleus. Gene Ontology annotation, biological process: regulation of DNA-templated transcription. Bases 111 to 1391 code for a protein of 426 amino acids. The transcript is spliced from 11 exons. NCBI's taxonomy places the organism in Eukaryota, Metazoa, Chordata, Lepidosauria, Squamata, Candoiidae.
GGCGCGCUCCCCAGCCCGCUCGAUUGGCUCCUCCCCGGUCACCGCCUCUUUUUCCGCCCCUUCGUCCACCGUCUUAGCUUCAAGCUUGCCCGCCUGCCUUGCGUCCGGCGAUGCUCAAAUUGGCUGAUAUAUUUAAUGCCCCAAGUGAUGAUGAAGACUUUCUUGGUUUUGGAUCUGAUGUUCCCAUGGAAACAUUGUCACUGGAAGAUAGCUGUGAAAGUUCUGAUUUACUUAAAUCAAGAAAAAUGGAUUCCCAUUUGCAGUCCAAGUACCUAACUGAGCAGCUGAGGAAGAUUUUUACAGAAGACAUAGAUUCAGAAAAUGAAGUGUUUGAAGGAUUUUCUUCAACUGAACAUGAAGCAGUGGAAUCAGAACUAGAGAAUAACUCACCCUUAACGGAGGAAGAAGAAGGACAGAAGGAAUUUAAGUCAUCUCACAAGAAAAGAAGCUUCAGAUUUCGUGUAGCAUUACAGUUUCCUAACAAGAAAUCAGCUGAAAAGACUUCUCCCAAGUUCUGUUUAAUGGACAGUAAACAAUCUCCUUUUCUUAAACAAACAAAAAAUAAAAUUUGGGCCAAGGCAGAUCAAGAUACUUCAUCAGGAUCUGAGGGAGAUGAGGCACCAGAUGAAAACUCUAAUGCACUUUUGAAAAGAGAUAUGAACAUCAAAGAAAAUAAAGCUGUGCUUGCCCAGUUGUUAUCAGAACUGAAUUCUAUACCUGCCAUAUUUCCAGUGAAAACCCCUUCCUCAACUCCUAAACAGAAGAAAACACCAAGGAGAACAUUUUCAGAAAGCCAGAUACAGCGUCGAACUAACCCAACCAGGAAUGCUCGUCCCCCAGAAAAGUUUGCUUUGGAGAACUACACUGUUUCCGCUGUCAGAUUCGCAGAACACCUUAAUAGUUACAAACACCAACAUUUAUUGAAGAAAAGACUAAAAGGGGGUGUUUUAGGGACGCCCAAAAGAAGAAGAGUAUCAAGAUAUAGUUCAUUCCGAACAGUUGAUGAUAUAACCGAUGAAGACUUAGAAAAUAUUGCAGUUACAGUUAAAGAUAAAAUCUAUGAUAAGGUUUUGGGAAGCACGUGCCAUCAGUGUCGACAAAAGACAAUUGAUACAAAAACAAUUUGUCAUAAUGAAGACUGUGGAGGUGUGCGGGGACAGUUCUGUGGGCCAUGUCUUCGUAAUCGCUAUGGGGAAGAUGUAAAAUCAGCACUUCUGGAUCCAGAGUGGCUGUGCCCUCCUUGCCGUGGAAUAUGUAACUGCAGCUACUGCCGUAAACGUGAUGGUCGUUGUGCCACAGGAGCACUUAUCCACUUGGCAAAGUUUUAUGGUUAUGACAACGUAAAAGAGUACCUCGAAAGUCUGCAAAAGCAUCUUGCUGUGGAUGACUGAAAAUACCAGACACAGCUACGUGACUUCUGAUCUUGGAUAACCAUGGGCUGCAAAAAAUACAGAAGGUCACUAGAUGACAGCAGAGUUAAGAGUUCUAUAUGUUUUUGCUACCAUAUAGUAGUCUGGAUUUUCGCAAUCCAAAUAAAGUAGUUCUACUAUUUUUAAAAGAAGAAAAAUGUAUUUUAGCCUUUGGCUAUAAUUAAGAUAUUUUGAGGUUUUGCUUAUGGCCAGGCUACAUGCUAUACACAUAACAUACAAGUGUGUCCUGACUCCCAGGAAACACUCUGAGACAGGGAACUGGUCUCUAAUGUUUUAUUGCUAAUACAUAACAGUAAUCCUAACAAACUGAACAAGCGUGGGAAAAACCCAGCCAUAUAAACCCGCAGGUUAAGGCGGUCCCAAUCUGUGCCUCUUGGAAUGGCUCACCAAUUCCUCAGUGCUACGCAUGCGCUUAACAGUCUGGAAAGGAGCCCCCUGCUCGCCAUCCUUACUCAUGACAAAGUGACUUUUUAAAAAUAACUUACAUUGGUCUUACAACAUAUAUAUGAGUUUGAUCUGGGUUGGGGCCACACAUGCAGUUUAUGGAAACUUGAAAUGUUAUUCCCGCAUUUGAAAGAGGAAAAAAAAUCAGAGUCAUCUGCAUACUACACAUAUAACAUGUAUAAUUCAGUGCCAAUCAUUUGGUAUGUUCACUUCUACAUGAGUACUGUUUUUAUGUGCAGUAAAGUAAAUACAGUUUUUGCAUUAAAGAAAUGUUACAUAGAAGCAUGAUUUUGAGGGCUGCUUGUGGUAAUUCCAAACAGAAAUAUACAUGAUUUGAUGUGUGAACUAUUCUACCUUGGCUUAAGUAGCAAAGAUUUGUGCCUGAAAGUGUAUUGCUAAACUUCCAGAAGCAAGGCUACCCCUGCAAGCACCCACUUGGCUGGCUUUUCUUUAGUUUUUAAGUUAAAAGUCCAUAUGUAGGUGGGCCCUCUAAUUUUAGUUUUAUAAACUGGACAUUUGUAAAUGUGCUUGGUUUCUUGCCUCUCUACCGGAACUGCUCUCACAAAGAUGACUGGCAACAUUGGAGUCAAGUCCUUCAGUCGAGCUUCAGCUACAACUCCCGUUUGAGUGUCCCAUCUUGCUCCUGCAACCACAGAAAUACACACCUUAACUUGCAGGGCAGCAGUGUGUAACUAACUAGAGGAUCAAUCACAAUCUGUGUGCUUCUUCGUGUGCCUGUAAUCCUAUUGAUACUAAAUUCUGUAUUCUUUCUAAAAAUAAUGGGACUUACUGUUGGAAAGAUACUGUAGGAAUGAACAGUAUAAUAAUGCACUAUAAUGUUUUAUAUACUGUGACAAAAUUUGAAUCGUAGCUUCUUAUUGUGAAAACAGAAAAAAGUUAAGUCAAGUAUUCUUUUGAGACAAAGGGAGGGUGUACCAAAUUGUUGAUUAAGGUUAUAAUCCUGGUUCUUUUGGAGAAAAUAGCUAGUAUCUUAGUAAUACAGUAUAUACAUUUCAAAUUUUGAACAGCAAAUAUAUAAUUUGCUUUGACCUCUUGCUGUGUUGUGCUUCAUGUUGGCUUCACAGCAUUGUUAAAAUAAUAAGGAAUACUGAAAACUUGCUACAUUUGUCAUUGAUCCAAUAAAAGUAUACUUCUAUUUGCUA